AGCGUCAUGUUGGACUAUCAUUGGGUUUGGGAGGCCUAUGUCGUCUGUUGUGUUAUUGUGUCUGUGAUCGUUUUCGUCUUCGUGGCGCAAACACCUUUGUCAACAUCGCAAAUCGUAUCGUGGGUCCUCGGGACGACUCAUAGCCGACAAGGUUUGCAGAUAGCAGCGGACUGCUCGUCCAAUUUGCGUGACGUCAAUACGUGGCCCAGUCUGGAUGGAGCACGCGCACGCGCACAGAGGGAGAAAGGAGAGCAAGAUGAACGGAGUGUGAAUCUGGCAUCUCGCCCCUCGCAUCCCGGAACCGGAAGUGAUUUUGACGAGGAGACAAAAUUACAAGACGGUAUUUUACUCGGUGGUACACGUGCUGAGUCACGCUUUCCACCAAGUCGCAGCGACACAACGGAAAGAGAUGACGGCUCCCCGGGGCUGCGGCAGAAUUCAACAUCGCUCUACGAAUCCUUCGACACGUCCCGUCUUGAAGACGACCUCGGCGAGAACGAGUGGAGCAGAGGUGACGCGGGCAGUCUCAGUCAAGCAGGUGACGAUCUAAAUGGUCGACCACACAGAGAUGCGGAGUCCUCAAAAAAACCGUGUAAGUCAAACACCUCGCCCGACAUGGUCUCCUUCAGCGC
Molecule: messenger RNA, 632 nt
Organism: Amoebophrya sp. A120
Lineage: Eukaryota; Dinophyceae; Syndiniales; Amoebophryaceae
Source: the annotation of a GenBank genome assembly